GGCAAUUUUUUUGCGCCUCAUUCAAAUCUCUUUUCUUGUAUUUCUUUCACUUACUCUUAACAUCUGCGAUUAUUGUUUAUUUUUUAAUGUUUUCUUUGGUUAAUUUAUGAUCUAUUAAAUGUCUCAAUCAAAUGAUAUGGAUAAUUUAUCUAUCCAGGAAGAUAAAUCUCCGCUAGAUCUCCAACAAGAGGACCGGGAAAAGAUGCAAGUUCUAGUAUCAAAUUUUAGUGAAGAACAACUGAAUCGAUAUGAAAUGUAUAGAAGAGCAUCCUUUUCAAAAGCACCUAUAAAACGUUUGAUUCAAUCUAUCGCUGGAAGUUCAGUAUCUCAGAAUGUUGUCAUUGCUAUUUCUGGUGUUGCUAAAGUUUUUGCCGGUGAAGUUGUUGAAGGAGCCUUGGAUGUUAUGGAAGAACUAGGAGAAACUGGACCCGUGAAGCCCAAGCAUCUUCGAGAAUCUGUUAGACGGUUGAGAUCCAAAAAAUAGUUCAAAUUACAUUGUAAUAUCUAGCUUCUACAUUUUAUUAUGUCUAAUUUAGUCUACAUUUGUUUUUUGUUACAUUAAAUUUUGAAUAGAUUUUUAACAUAA
Messenger RNA from Tetranychus urticae (two-spotted spider mite), 586 nucleotides. RefSeq names its product transcription initiation factor TFIID subunit 11. Lineage: Eukaryota; Metazoa; Arthropoda; Arachnida; Trombidiformes; Tetranychidae. Gene Ontology annotation, molecular function: RNA polymerase II general transcription initiation factor activity; protein heterodimerization activity. Gene Ontology annotation, biological process: RNA polymerase II preinitiation complex assembly; transcription initiation at RNA polymerase II promoter. Gene Ontology annotation, cellular component: nucleus; transcription factor TFIID complex. The record is from RefSeq and is a predicted model, not a curated record.